AUGCACAAAAUUUUAUCGAAAGAAAAUCUAAGAAUUGCAUUUGCUGCAGUUACAGGAAACGUCAUUUCUAAUAUCACUGACGGAUCUUACGAAAGGAUAAGCUUUGUAUUAGAUUUAUCCUGCGAAAAGUCCGACGUAAUAUUAAACGAGAGUCGCAAGAACAACAAAUUCAGGUUUGUCCACAGCUGGCUCAUGGUAUCAAAUUCACCCAUUAAACGGAACGAUAUAAAAAAUAUGUUCGAAAACGUAACGCUGAGAAUGGACACGGAUAUAAAACUAGCAGUACCAGAACUCGAUAACCGGUAUUCCAUUUUCGAAAUCUACCACCCUGGUCUUGAAGGCGAUAUAAAAAUAAACGAAAUAGGGGUUCACGCUUACAACAAACUAACUUACUUUAAUAAGGAUAUUUCCUUUUAUAGCGCUAGAAAGGAUAUGUCGGGAAUUCUCAUAAGGACGGGAAACAGAGUAAAUUAUUCCUUGGGUACUCCCGAGAAUUACACCGAGGCACUACGACACAGAAAUCGUUUCACUUUCGGUAAAUUCCACUUCCAGCUGUUUCUCCACCUCGUCUACAUACACGAGUUCCACUACAACACCACGAUUCGAGCAGAAUGGUUUGGCAACAGCAGCAGCGGCAUCGAAGCUGGCCUGUCGCGGCUGCUUUGGGACAACGAAAUCGAUAUUAGCAGCGCCGGUGGCAUCUUACGAGCCCCAAGGAUGCAUUAUUACGACUACCUAUUACCUUAUUAUCAAUUCAGGACCAGUUUCUUCUUCAGGAAUCCGGGAAACGUCAGUCCCGGAGGCGAAGUGCUGAGACCGUUCUCAGUGACGACUUGGUACUGCUUCUUGGCGGCCACCAUCGUCGUGAGUCUGGCUAUCAAAGCCGCCUAUUGGAUCGAACGGACAUUUUUAAAGUCCCGCUUCGACUACAGCCUUGUUACGUCGUUUGUUACCACCAUAUCGCUCUUUGCCCAACAAGGUACCAACUCAAACGUCUAA
This is a messenger RNA of Anoplophora glabripennis (Asian longhorned beetle), 999 nucleotides long. RefSeq lists its product as uncharacterized. The transcript has 5 exons. The record is from RefSeq and is a predicted model, not a curated record. Bases 1 to 999 code for a protein of 332 amino acids. NCBI's taxonomy places the organism in Eukaryota, Metazoa, Arthropoda, Insecta, Coleoptera, Cerambycidae.